AUGAUGCUCAGGCCCCGCGUGCACCCUGGAACGGUGCAGCGCCUGGCAAGGGUACGUACACUGCGCUGCUCAUUCCAGCUAUACACGACCGACGCACCUAUCCCUGCCAAAAAAGGUGGUUUUGUCUCGGGUGUUAUCAAGUACACCGUGCUCGGCGCGCUCGUCGUUUACGGCGGCGGCGUCCUUGGCGCGCGAUAUAACACCGAUUUCCGCAUCGCAUUCGAGGAGCAUGUUCCCGGCGGCAAGAUGCUGCUGGAUUUCAUCGAGCAUCCCGACCUGCGCAAAGAUCUGCAGAAACUAGACAUGGACGAAGCCGUGGCCAAGGCUGCCAACCAGGUGCGCGCCCGCUUUAGCGAUCUCAGCAGCAAGGUUAUGCAAAACUCGCAUGUGCGGCAGUCGCGUGCCGACAUCGAGAAGAGUGCCGCGGAGCUGCACAGCAAGGUGAUGACCCAAUUGGAGGAUCUCAAGAAGGAUGCCAAGCUCGAGGGCCAGGACAAGAUGAAGGAGCUCGCCAACAUCGACUGGCAGCAGCGGGCAUCGGAUCUUGCAGAAAAAUCGAUUGACCAGGUGCGUGAGCAAGCCGUGGCCGCUGCGGCCAAGGUCGGCGAAGCGCUCCCGAAGAAUGUGCGCGACGCUUUACCGCUGCCCGCUCCUGCAUCGCAGGAGCCCGUGUACGAAGCGAUGCUGCCUGUAGGAUUUGAAGCGCCCGUGGGAUACAAGCCGCCGACCAGGGAGCGCAAGCUGGUCGCACCCGAUCCCAACAACGACGACGCGCGUCUGCGUGCCGAUCCCACCGCGCCGAAACUGCCGCAGCUCGUGCCGGCGCUCUCGAAACUGAGCGUGUCGGAGCCCGUGGUGAAGCAGCUCGCCGGCACGAUCGAUGAGCUUGCCGUGUUUUUGCGCGAUACGCCCAACGCCGGCGCGAAUGCCAAGACCGUGCUGGAAUCGGCCAAGAUCGAUCUCGAGCAGCUGCUCAGCCGCAUGGACCAAAUCAAGCGUACGGACGCCAAGAAGCUCGAUCUGAAGCUGGAAAAGCAGGCAAAGGAGUUUGAGGCCGUCAUUGCCAAGCACGCGGAAAAGGCUGCCGGCGAACUCGGCAAGCGCGACAAGGACUGGCAGACGAAGCUGGACAAGGUGCAGGACGAGGAGACGGCCUUGUUCAAGGGUCGCCUUGCCAAAGAGCUCGAGGCGCAGUCUGCCAUCAUUAACGAGCGUCUGCGCCAGGAAGUCAUGGCGCAAGGCGUCGAGCUGCAGCGCAAAUGGGCGAAGCAGAUCCACGCCAAAGUCGAGGAAGAGCGUGCCGGGCGCUUGGCGCAUCUCGAUGCGCUUGCGUCGGAGCUGGAUUCCAUCGAGAGCUUGUCCGAGGCGAACGCGAAAUCGCUCGAGGAGACGAUCCACCUCAACACGGCAACUGCCAGCCUGCGUGCCUUGCGCGCUGCGAUUGAUGGCGAUGCGCCGAGCGCCGAGCCCAACGCAUAUGUGCGCCACACGUUCUCCAAGCAGCUCGACCGCCUGCGGCGCACCGAGCUGGCCAAGAAGGACGCGCUUGUCGGCGCCGCAGUCACCGCUGUCGACGCGACGAAUGCGGCAAACGACGGCGUGGAGAGUCCUGCUACGCUGCACGAGUGGUUCGUCCUUGGGCUUGCGCCGAGCCUGCGCAAGGUUGCGCUCCUUCCCGAGCAAGGGGCUGGUAUUGUGGCGUACCUUGUAAGCAGCACACUCAGUCCGCUGCUCUUUGCACGCAAGGGCCUCGUGCCGGGAGACGAUGUCGCGAGCACUGUUGCACGUGCGGAAUGGUACUUGGACCACAACGAUCUCGAUAGCGCCACGCGCGAGCUCAACCAGCUCCGCGGCUGGAGCAAAGUGCUGGCGGGCGACUGGCUGGGCGCGGCACGCAAACGUCUUGAGGUGGACCAGGCGAUGGACUUAAUCGACAUGCAGACUGCGUUUGCUACGUUGCUGAAAACAUAG
Molecule: messenger RNA, 1971 nt
Organism: Malassezia vespertilionis
Lineage: Eukaryota; Fungi; Basidiomycota; Malasseziomycetes; Malasseziales; Malasseziaceae
Gene: MIC60
Product: MICOS complex subunit mic60
Exons: 1
Coding region: 1-1971 (656 amino acids)
Biological process (GO): cristae formation
Cellular component (GO): MICOS complex
Source: RefSeq, a predicted model, not a curated record